Molecule: messenger RNA, 2241 nt
Organism: Manduca sexta (tobacco hornworm)
Lineage: Eukaryota; Metazoa; Arthropoda; Insecta; Lepidoptera; Sphingidae
Exons: 7
Coding region: 472-1395 (307 amino acids)
Source: RefSeq, a predicted model, not a curated record
GGGUAAAUAUUUUUGAGAGAUGGUAACACUGUACAUUGUGUCGACCGUCACCAAAAAUAAAACAGCAAAUUUACGUCGUGUUUGCUUCAGACUUGUGUUUCUGUUUAUUAAUUUUAUAAUGGUGCAUUUUAGUGCUACUCACAUUAUUGAAAUGAUGGGCUUGUCAAUAUUAUCUCUGGAGCUGAGUGAAUCCAAACGGGUGUCUUGAACACUUACAAACCACCUAGAAUAAUUUCUUUAUUUAGGUUAAUUACUUCAUUACAAUAUCUCCUUUUAUUUCAUUUCAGAGUAAUUAUUUAAUUUUUUUAACAUGUCAUCACUCAUUAUUUUCAGCUGAGGCAAUCUUAUCAUUUCUGCUCAAGAUAAAAUAUUGUUUGGCCAUUCAGAAUAAUAUUCUUUAACUAUCCACUUGUUUAUUUUGUUUUGUGUACUCAUAUCUGUUUCAUUUAUUUUUAAAAUCCCCAAUUUAAAAUGGCAUCAAGUGACCCUGAAAUCAAGGAUGGAUUCACUCUCCCAUUAUGGAUGAAAAGCAAGCCUACAAAAGAAUUUGAACCAUUCGCGGGAUCUCCACCGGCGCCCGAGGACUCGUUCUUCUACAUACGAUACCCUAAAACCGAUGUGCUGUUUGGACAAACGAAGAACAUUCAAGAAAUCUCCACCCUAUCGACAGAAACUAAGGAGGUGACCGCUGCUGCCGCGUACAAUAUUAUCAAAGAGAAGGACUGGUCGAAGCACACAAAGCCGUGCCAAGAUGUGCUGCACGGCAUCGCACCAAUCAACACCGCCGCUAGUUCAGUGACAUCAAAACCCAAGCCAGCGGGCACCGACGACGGAUUCAAAGGCGAAGGCGCGGCCUGCGGUAACUCAGUUGUCAAGGUGGCCAACCAGAUGGUGUCGUCGACGCGUUCCCCGCGCGGGUUCCUGGUGGCGUCGGUGUCGGAGGACAGCGUGGGCGAGGAGGCGGCGGCGCCUGCGCAGCCGCGGCGGCUGGCGGCGCGGCGCGGGAGCCGCAGCCUGCCCGCCACGCCGGCGCACUCGCCGCACACGAGCCCCACGCGCCGCCACAACGGCAACCGUUACUUCACAACCCCCUUCGAGCCGGUAGAAGAUUUCGGCAGUCGUUCGUGGCUGUCCAUGGCCCUGCUCGGCUUCAAAAAAGAUCUGACCACCUCCACGUCGACGUUAGCUGAAGAGGACACGCUCGAAGCCAGGCUGCAAGGUGGUACUUUGGCGGAGUCGGUGGAAAGCCUCGGCCCUUCACCCAAAGGCAAAGAACCUAAACUGCUGUCCCACGAACCGAUACAACAGCCGAAGGUGUCGAAGCCGUCUCACGGCUUCCUGCCAAAACCUUCGGAAUUGCGUGAAAUGAACUUCUGGUCGCCGACGUCGAUGUGAAACAAUCGCGAAGGGUUACGCUUUAAUGUUAUUAUUAUUUGAAACAUUUAUUUGCGUAGCUCUGUGGUGAUUUUUUUCCACGUGCUUCCUUCACGUGUCUUCAUCUUCACUCUGCUGCCGAAAUGUAUGGAGUUUGAGGAUUCAGUCGCGGUUUAAGCGUUUCUUUGGGAUGUGAUUAUCAAUAUUAUGUGAUCACUAAAUAAGAUGAACUUGUACUUCCAAGUUACCAUUGCCAUUUAAAAGAGAUUUUUUUCACAAAUAUUGACUAUUACAGCUUUGAAAUAAAACUGAUUUUUUAAUAUUGAAUUGAAUUUUGUUUAAAACGGACGGCUUUUUGUGACAGAUAUGAAUUGUAAGUAAUGGUUUUGUGAGGCAGGCUUUGAAUCUAUAAUUGAGAUAUUCCAUUUAGGUUAGAUUUAGUGGAUUUUUUCUUUACCCGUACAAGAAUAUAUUGUAAUGCAUUAAAAUGUAAGUUCAUUCAUCCAGAUUAAUAGUGGUUAGAUAAUUAUCGUGCAUAACCUUAACAUAAGCACAAUAACAUAAUUAUGUUUACUUAAUUUUGCAUAAAUAAGUAAAUUUAUAUGACGCGUAUUUAUAGGGGGAUAUAAAUCUAAAAUGACAAACUUAUAAAUCUAUGUGAUAUUAUCUAUGUAAGAUAGAUCGAAAUCUUUCAUUGUUUAUUUGAAAGUAUUAUUGGAUAAAAGACUUAUUUUUUAAUAAUAUUAUCAAUGUAUUUCCAUGAUUUACCUUAGUUUUGAGCAGAACUAAUAAGAUUGUAUUUUGUUACAUAAUAUUAUAUUUAAACGCCGAAGUAAACAUAAAUAAAUACUGUUGUUCUGUCUUCUA